CGCCUCUCCCCGCGUUGUCAGGUCUCUUGAAGCAGCUCCCGGACCCACCAAGGACACGGCCAUUCAACCGAGCUGCUUGAAAGCAGCUUUUGUUUUACCUGUAUUAUUAAAGGUGUUCUCUUCUUUUCAAUGGAUGACAGCUGAACACAAAGUUGUCACUUGCAGCAGACUCCUUUGCGUAAAGGACCGAGUCGGAAUCAUGCAUUGCGCAGAAUCUCUGCUGACUUACGAUUCACUCACAGGACAGAGGCGCAUCUCCACCUCCACGAUGCCAGUCGCGCUCUGAAUGCCACUGCAUGGUUUUGCGCACGGGGUUACCAAACUUGCGCAAGAAGCCCGAUUCUUCUCAAGUAUUGACUCGCCUAUCGCAAGGUGAUUGGCACUAUGUCAGUCUUACGGAGGAAAUUUGGCGAGGACUACCAGGUGGUAAACACCAACCGGGACAUGACUUUUUCCGCACCGGCGAAGAAAAAGAGGCAGCGGUUUGUGGAGAAGAACGGCCGCUGCAAUGUCCAGCACGGUAACCUUGGCGGGGAGACCAGCCGAUACAUCUCCGAUCUCUUCACCACGCUGGUGGAUCUCAAGUGGCGCUGGAACCUACUCAUCUUCAUCCUCACGUACACGGUCGCAUGGCUGGUCAUGGCUUCGAUGUGGUGGGUGAUCGCUUUCAUCCGCGGCGACCUGAGCCACGGCGGCCACGACCCGUCCUACACCCCGUGCGUCGCCAACGUGUACAACUUUCCCUCCGCGUUCCUGUUUUUCAUCGAGACGGAGGCGACCAUCGGCUACGGCUACCGCUACAUCACGGAGAAGUGUCCCGAGGGCAUCAUCCUCUUCCUCUUCCAGUCGCUGCUGGGCUCCAUCGUGGACGCCUUUCUCAUCGGCUGCAUGUUCAUCAAGAUGUCGCAGCCGAAUAAGCGCGCGGAGACGCUGAUGUUCAGCCAGGACGCGGUCAUUUCGCAGCGGGACGGCAAGUUGUGCCUCAUGUUCCGAGUGGGGAACCUGCGGAACAGCCACAUGGUGUCUGCGCAGAUCAGGUGCAAACUCAUCAAGUCCCGGCAGACCCCAGAGGGCGAGUUCCUGCCCCUGGACCAGUGUGAGCUGGACGUGGGUUUCGGGACCGGGGCGGACCAGCUCUUCCUGGUGUCUCCUCUAACCAUCUGCCACGAGAUCAACACCAAGAGCCCCUUCUUUGACCUGUCGCAGCGCUCACUGGUGAACGAGCAGUUCGAGAUUGUUGUCAUUCUGGAGGGCAUCGUGGAAACCACUGGUAUGACAUGCCAGGCGAGGACGUCUUACACUGAAGAUGAAGUGUUGUGGGCCCACCGCUUCCUCCCCGUCAUGUCGCUGGAGGAGGGCUUCUUCAGAGUCGACUACUCCCAGUUCCACAACACCUUUGAGGUCAACACGACUCCCUUCAGCGCCAAAGAGCAGGAGGAGAAGUCCUCGUUGACGUCCCCCAACUCUCUCUCUGUUGCAGCCACCCCCUCCUCCCCUCAGUCGGGUAACGGUGGCCGCGGAGGCCGCAGGGAAAGACUCCUGUCGGCCGACUAUGCCGACCACGCAGAGGACCAAGCCUUCAGGUUGCCCAGCAAACUCCAGCGCAUGAGCUCCACCAAGGAGGAGCUCCACUGGAGGGGAUUCAAGACGGGGUCGGCCUUGCCCGGGGGGAAUGCCUCCAGCACAGGAGACCUUCCGCUUAGUAUUCAGAGGCUGAGGUCAAGCUCCAUCCCAGUGGUGAGGCAAGGACAGCUGGAUGAGCAGGUCCAGCUGCUGUCCUUGGAUGCAAAUGCCCAGAAGGAUGAGCUGGAGAAACACAGACUGCCAGCAGCCAUUCGCGCCAUCACUGCUCCAAGCAGAGUUCAGAUCCCCUUGGUGGGGAGUCGGCCAGAAGACCACCUGCCUGCCAAAUUUUGCAGAAUGAAUGCUGACCGCUGACUUCUGAAAAUUGAAUCAGGCUUCAAGGGUAUUGCGUAGACAUAAAGACUUCUGUGAUAUGAGUUUCAUUUUUUUUCCUGCAGAUUUUUGCCAGUAUUUUACAUUUACAAAAUGUAAAUGGGCUUUGGGCUCUCUACGAAGUUGUCUAUUGCCACAAAUAGCAGGACGCCGCCAAUAAGCCAUCCAUCCGCUCAUACUGUGAGUCAUUUUUGAUAGAUCACCAUCGGUGCCCCCCACUAACUUCGAACACUUGUGCCCUUGUGCUUGUUUCUUUCACUUCGGUUCAAAGAUUUUAUGAUCUCAAACAGCUCCAGUUUAUUUUUAUUUUUUAUCAGGCAGCAAAGUGGCAGUCCUGACUUAGACGUACCUGAAUUUGCUAAACCCCUUGUCCUAUCAUAGCUUAGCAACCGUAAGGUCUGGCAGGUCGGUCAAGUGUAGGAUUCCUCCACAUGCCUCAAGUAGCGUACGUGGGGCUCGAGCACGACUUAAGACCCACGGACAGCAUUGCGAUGCAAAGUUCGUCCUCAAUCAUUUUCUAUGGAACUCAAGCAAACCGAUUCACAAGGUGUUGUGGGCUUCCUGCCGACGCUGGACCGACCAUGCGAUGCAAAAAAAACUGAGCGUUUGAAAGUUAAACUUUUUCAACUUCGUGUAAACGUUGGCACCGUUCUCUCGGUUUGCUCAGUGGAUCCCUCAGCAGUUAACCCUCCUGUUACCUUUGGGGUCAUUUUGACCCCAUUUAAUGUUUAACGUCUCUAAAAAAAUUAUUGACAUCAUUUUUUUUGCUUCAUAUUUCAUGACUUUUCCUAAUUUAUUGGGGACAACUGGGAAAACAUAAAAUUCACAUGAUGAUAUGUUUUCAAUGUCCUGUACACAACUUAGAAAUGUUUAAAUUUGACCCCAGGUGUAAAACAUAUAAGAAAUAUCAACUUUAUUAUUUAUUUAAAGGGCUAUUUAGGUAGUCAACAAACAGACAUAAAGUGACACUUAAACUUGGAAAAAAAUAUUAAUUCUAAUAAUUUUCUGUAGGUUUUAAUUGCUGGGGUCAAAUUGACCCCGAGGGUCAAAUAUGUUCGUACAUUUGAAGGUAACAGGAGGGUUAAAGAUGACUGGCUCAACUGGUGAGGAUGCUGACAUUGUACGCAGACCAGUUAGCUUUAGCCUCUGUGUUUUAGCACAACAUCCUAUUUGUAGCCAUCAAGUGUAUAUUUAUGACUGCUUUUAUAUCAUUUUAAAAAGAGGCAGCUCUAAAGAUCCGCUGGAGUUUAAAGCCAACUCGUGGAGCUAACUUUAGCCUAAUUAGUUAGCUAGCUUAGCAACAGCUGGCAAACUCAAUGGUUGCUGAAGAGAACAUUUGAAACCUUCCUUGUUUCCCACUGUGAGAAAUGAUUCAAACUGUUUUGAGUGGUACAUCUGCCACCGGUAUCAUUGUAAACUGCUCAUGCGCCAUGUGAGCUUGACAGGCGUAUCAACAGUCACUAAGUUAGACUGGGCUUAGCUAACGGUCAAUCAACCUGAAAAGGGCAAAACAUAUCAUGUAUCUAUCAACUGUACUUCAUAUUUGUUUAUUUUAACUACGGUACCAGUGUACAAUUCUGACUAUGUUUUACCUCUGGGUGCAGGAUUUGCAUCGUCCUAUAAUAUUCAUGGGUGACAACAUCUAAGACCGAUCAAUUUUGGACUCUUUCAUUGAGAAAUGAUUUUUAAAAAUGUAAAAAUAAAUAUUUGGGAAUGCAGGGUUGACAUCAUUAUUGCUAAUAUAAAGUCAAGAUAACACUUCACACUGCAUGUGCUGAAUAUUAAAUGAUUUGAAAUCAGAAA
Molecule: messenger RNA, 3759 nt
Organism: Pseudoliparis swirei
Lineage: Eukaryota; Metazoa; Chordata; Actinopteri; Perciformes; Liparidae
Product: G protein-activated inward rectifier potassium channel 1-like
Exons: 3
Coding region: 385-1938 (517 amino acids)
Biological process (GO): regulation of monoatomic ion transmembrane transport; potassium ion import across plasma membrane
Cellular component (GO): plasma membrane
Molecular function (GO): G-protein activated inward rectifier potassium channel activity
Source: RefSeq, a predicted model, not a curated record